Messenger RNA from Onthophagus taurus, 400 nucleotides. NCBI's taxonomy places the organism in Eukaryota, Metazoa, Arthropoda, Insecta, Coleoptera, Scarabaeidae. The record is from RefSeq and is a predicted model, not a curated record.
AGAUUAUAUUAAUGAGUGCUUCGCUUGGGUCACCUUCCCAUGCAUUGUUAGCCACAACAUCGUUAUUGGGAUUGGAUGCAUGGGGAUGAUGACUGGAAUUUCAGUUUUAACUUUUUUACCGACUAUAACUUGGAUUGGAGCUUUGUUUUUUUCUUGUUAUCUAGGUGAACAGGUUAUGCAAGCGAGCAUUGAAGUAGCAGUUGUUGCUUAUGAGCUGGAUUGGUACAAAGAUACCAAGCUAAGGAGGGAUAUUUUAAUGAUGAUUUUAAGGGCGCAAAAGCCCAUCACAUUGGAAUGCGGGAAAUUCGGGGAAUUAUCGAUGGUCACAUUCAAAAAUAUAAUGCAAGGGGCUUAUGCUUAUGCUACAAUGCAAGCAAAUCAUUAAAGUUAUAUAAUUAUU